Messenger RNA from Chelonia mydas (Green sea turtle), 2744 nucleotides. It is a transcript of the gene GABRR3, whose product is annotated as gamma-aminobutyric acid type A receptor subunit rho3. Gene Ontology annotation, biological process: monoatomic ion transmembrane transport; chemical synaptic transmission; nervous system process. Gene Ontology annotation, cellular component: synapse; membrane; neuron projection. The coding region runs from base 1200 to 2621 and encodes 473 amino acids. The record is from RefSeq and is a predicted model, not a curated record. Lineage: Eukaryota; Metazoa; Chordata; Testudines; Cheloniidae. The transcript is spliced from 10 exons. Gene Ontology annotation, molecular function: GABA-A receptor activity; neurotransmitter receptor activity; extracellular ligand-gated monoatomic ion channel activity.
CCUUCUACCUCUCUGCUGAACGCAACUGUCCUGGGUCUAUCACACAGACCUGAAGACCUCUUUGGAGACCACCUGUGCCAUUUCUGCAACAAUUGGAAAUCAAUAACCUCAGGCAGGUGGAUCUUGCAGAUAUUACACAGCGGAUAUGCCAUAGAAUUAGAGACCCUCUUAUAGCCUCACCCUUAGAAUGUUCAUGCAUGGCAAGGGGAGAGGCGGGAGGCGUGUGUGAUUGCUCCACCAGGCAUUGCUAGUUAGUUCCACCAUCUAAGCUGCACCCGGCUGGCGCAUCCUAUGUGUGGUCAUAUGCAGAGGACACUCAAAGAGGAACUUACUUAUGUCUCUUCUUAUACCUGCUCUCAUCAGAUGUCACACAGGCUGAGGUGUGACUGAAAGCAAGGGCUGCCCUUUACCUGCUCACCCACUAUUGUGCCCUUUCCUCUCCCUUAUGAGCUUAUCCUUCCAUUUCCCCUCACUGAAACUAGUUCGCAGAAAUUCUUACUAGCAUUUAUACUGCUUUUGUGGUUCUCCUUUCAUUUUACUGCCCUUUUGGAAUGAGGUUCUCUUCUUCCUGUCUGUUGCAGAAUCACUCUGCCUAGCCAACCCCCUCUAUGCACACAGUUCCCCUCUAUAAAGUGUUUUUCUCUCUUUUCUCUAAUUUCUUUUUCUUUCUCUUUUUCUUUCUCUUUCAUUUUCUUUCAUUCUCUUUUUUUCUGUCUUUCGUUUUCUUUCGUUCUUUCUCUUUCUUUUUCGUUCUUUCAACACUGUACUGUGUACUCAGUAUAAAAAUAAGUUGUAUAGCUAAACUCAGGGCUGGUCUCAGCAGGCUCUACUAAGGGUGUUAUUAUCAGCCUCCCACUGGCUAUGAGGAGAGCGAAGCUUUGGCUGAAUCAGAGGCCUCUUUCCCUUUCUCCCCCAAACCUUUAUAGGCAUAGCUGUGGUUAUAUACAACCCCUAUUACUGACAAUGGGAAUCCAUUUCAUGGCCCAUUUUGUGUAUUGUACUGCCAUCAUGUGGUCAUGUGUAGUUAAUCGCUCUCAUCUGCAUCAUCACUUCUCUUUUUUUUUUUAGUUUAUUACACGCCGUUUCUGUCCUUUGGACAACAGGAAUUUGUUGGUCUUUGAACAUUUAAAUUGCUUUUCUAGGAAAAGAAUGCAGUGACCAAGGAAGUUUUUAAAUGAGCUCAGGACUUUUGCAGAGACAUGGUUCUGGUAAUAAAGCUGCUACUCCUCACCUGCCUCUGGUCAACAGCUGUGCUAACCAGUGUCAGUUCUCAGAGUGAUCAUCAUCGUUUUCAUCAUCAUCAUCAUCAGAAAUGCUCAUCCAUGAAGAAGUAUAACAGCAAAAGAGAGAUUAAAACGAGGAAAUUAGACAGCACCAAAGCACGCCCACUAAAGGCCGAGCAGCUUCUCCACAUAGACAACCAUGACUUUGCAAUGAGACCUGGAUUUGGAGGAUCACCGAUACCAGUGGGCAUUGAUGUGCACGUGGAAAGUAUUGACAGCAUUUCAGAAGUUGACAUGGACUUCACGAUGACCUUAUACCUCAGACAUUACUGGAAGGAUGAGAGGCUUUCAUUUCCUAGUACCAAAAACAGAAGCAUGACCUUUGAUGGAAGACUGAUCAAAAAGAUUUGGGUACCUGAUGUAUUUUUUGUCCAUUCCAAAAGAUCUUUCAUCCAUGAUACAACUAUGGAGAAUAUAAUGCUCCGAGUGUACCCUGAUGGCAAUGUACUCUUCAGCCUAAGGAUUACAGUUUCUUCCAUGUGUUUUAUGGAUUUCAGCCGAUUCCCUCUGGACACUCAGAACUGCUCUUUAGAACUGGAAAGUUAUGCUUAUAAUGAAGAUGAUCUAAUGCUGUACUGGAAACAUGGGAAUGAGUCACUGAGCACGGAUGAGCACAUCUCCCUUUCCCAGUUCUUCAUUGAAGAGUUCAGUGCUUCUAGUGGACUAGCUUUCUACAGCAGUACUGGUUGGUACAACCGCCUUUUUAUAAACUUCGCCCUAAGAAGGCAUAUUUUCUUUUUUGUGUUACAAUCCUAUUUCCCAGCUAUGCUGAUGGUGAUGCUGUCCUGGGUUUCAUUUUGGAUUGACAGAAGAGCUGUUCCUGCCAGGGUAUCACUGGGCAUAACUACUGUGCUGACCAUGUCAACCAUAAUCACAGGAGUAAGUGCCUCAAUGCCUCAGGUGUCUUACAUAAAAGCUGUGGAUGUAUACUUAUGGAUCAGUUUUCUUUUUGUCUUCCUGUCUGUCAUCGAAUACGCAGCUGUGAAUUAUCUCACCACAGCAGAAGAGAGAAAACAACUCAAAAAAAGAGGGAAGGUUUCAGGAAUGUAUAACAUUGAUGCAGUACAAGCAAUGGCCUUUGAUGGCUGUUAUCAUGACAAUGAGGCUGACAUUGAUAUGACCACCUUUGCGGUCCACUCUGAAGAGAGCUCAGCCCGGGGACGGGCAGCCAGCAUCCCCAACCUGGAUGCAACCCGCAUAAAAAGGAAGAGAUCCUUGAAAGGAAAUGUGGGCAGGAUUAUUUUGCAGAACAAUCACAUCAUUGACACGUAUUCCAGGAUUAUAUUUCCCACUGUGUAUAUUUUAUUCAACUUUUUUUACUGGGGUUUGUAUGUAUGAAAGGAAAACACUAUAAUCUAUGCACUAUUUUGCAUGUAAGGAUCGCAGAAUCUGUGUUUUUUAAAAAACCAACAGCAAUAGAAGAAAUGUUUAAAAGUUUCUGAAAUUGAGUCAGACAUCGGU